Exophiala viscosa is the source of this 937-nucleotide messenger RNA. RefSeq lists its product as uncharacterized. The transcript has a single exon. Lineage: Eukaryota; Fungi; Ascomycota; Eurotiomycetes; Chaetothyriales; Herpotrichiellaceae. The record is from RefSeq and is a predicted model, not a curated record. Bases 94 to 867 code for a protein of 257 amino acids.
GCUUUGAUGCACUGCAUGCCUUUGACAUUCUGACAAUCGUCGCAACAUGAUGGUCGGCAAGCCACGCGCAGCUCCCUUUUCACCUCACCCUCCAUGAACUUCAUCACAACCAAGUACGAUUUUGUCCUGGAGCUGCUGGAAGAUCUUACCAAGCAAGAUCGGCUACUGCCAACAGACCUCAUAGUCUGCUCAACCAGGGAGGCUUUCCUACUCGAAGUCGUGUCGGAACUUGAUCGUCACAAUGCCGAACAGAGAGUAUCCACAGAGGGUGCUGAAGGCAGAGAUAUCGAUCAGACUGUCCAGGCCAGCUCGUCGCCCAGAAGUCAUAUACUUUCUUCACCGAGCCUGUACCUCUUGAAUGCAAGCCAAUACUGUCGGCUCGUAUUUUGUCCAUCGAUCACAGUUCUUCGGGGUUACCUUUCCGGCUAUGUCUCGACUUCAGCACUGCCAAUCCCAUCAACAGGCCCUAGAGGUCCAGAGGGCAGGCAACUCAUAAUCCUCAAUCUUCUAAGACUACACCAUGGAACUUCAGAGUUCACUUUGCAAGGGCUUUCGCAAACUCUUGCAGUAGCCGUCACGGCAGCACAUAGGACAAAUCGCCUUCUUCUCCUGGUCGAAUGCAAGGAUAUCAACGACCCUUCGGAUCCCAAUAGUGGUCCGGCAUUGUGGUACGCCGAAGUACCGUUGCUCAGUGGGUCAGUCAAGAUUGGGGAAGGCGGUGCAAGCUGGGGUCGUCGGACCAUUUCCAUCAUGAGAAUCGCGUCAAGGUGGUUUAGGGUCCAGGGAAACAAUCACCCGGGCAAAUCACACAGACCGGGUAACAUGCCUCACGACCCUCCGAGUCUCGAAGAUGCAAUGCUGCUCUAAAAGACCAGGGAAACCGCAGUUCGCCGUGCAUAAGCUUAGCAUUAAUCAUACGAUAGCAACUUUCCAAACC